AUGAUCAGUGUGGAGGAUGGAGGUAUUUAUGGUCCAGACGAGGGCUGGGUGUCUGCCUACCCAGAGUGUGGAGAGAGAAACCAGUCGCCAAUCAACAUUGUGGACCAGGACACCAAAGUGUCCACAGAGUAUCAGGAGCUGACACUGGAGGGCUUUGAUACCGAAUCCUCUAAUAAGACGUCUAUGAAGAACACCGGCAAAACAGUGGCCAUUAUGUUGAAGGAUGAUUACUUUGUCCGGGGAGCAGGACUACCAGGGAGAUUCAAGGCAGAGAAAGUGGAGUUUCACUGGGGUCCAAGCAACGGAUCUGAGGGCUCCGAGCACAGCAUCAACAGCCGGCGUUACCCUGUGGAGAUGCAGAUCUACAUGUACAAUUCAGACGACUUCGACAGCCUCAGCGCAGCACUCAGGGAGAAGAGGAUCAUCGCAGCCAUGGCAGUGUUUUUUCAGGUGGGAGGGAAGGACAAUCCUGCUGUUGAACCCAUAAUCCACGGCCUGAAGGGAGUGGUGCAUCAUGAAAAAGAGACUUUCCUGGAGCCGUUUGUGCUGAAGGACCUGCUGCCGUCGUCGCUGGGAAGUUACUACCGCUACACCGGCUCCCUGACCACGCCGCCCUGCAGCAAGGUGGUGGAGUGGAUCAUCUUCAGCAGACCUAUCUACGUCUCAUACAAACAGUUGGAGGCUUUCUACUCCAUCUUCACCACGGAGCAGCAGGACCAUGUUAAGUCAGUGGAGUAUCUGCGCAGCAACUUCAGGCCCAUUCAGAGCUUGGAUAAUCGCCACGUCUUCAAGUCAGCGGUCAAGGACGCCUGGCUGCCGGACCUGACCGACAGCGCCGGCGGGCCGUAUGGCACAGAGGCUUCCAAAGUGUGCAGCAGCGCUCCCAUCAACAUGAAGGUGCAGCAUGUGAACGGCAGCGCUCUGGUGGUCCGCUGGGCUCGUCCAGAGGUGACGUACCACCCGCCCAUCCUCCACUUCCUGGUGUCCUACAGCUGGACGGCCCAUGACGACAGCUACGAGGAGACGCACCUGACCGACGCCAAGCACAAACUGGAGGCCGUCAUUUCUCCCGUCUCCCCCGAUGUGCUGUACCUGUUUCGAGUCCAGGCCGUCUGCAUGAAUGACAUGCGCAGUGAUUUCAGCCAGAGCAUGCUCUUCAGAGCAAACACCACCAGGAUCUUUGAGGGGACGAGGAUUGUGAAAACUGGAAUGCCGACUGCCUCUCCAGCCUCCUCAGCUGACAUGGCUCCCAUUUCCUCUGGCUCAUCUACCUGGACCUCGUCAGGCAUCCCCUUCUCCUUCGUCUCCAUGGCGACAGGCAUUGGCCCAUCCUCCAGCGGCAGCCAGGCAACGGUGGCAUCUGUGGUGACCAGCACUUUACUGGCUGGGCUGGGUUUCAGCGGUGGUGUCAUCUCCUCCUUUCCCAGCUCCGUUUGGCCAAGCCGAGCGCCGACCCAUAAUCCCACCUCAACGCGCCAGAUCGCCAAACCCACCGAGCCCACCAAAGACGCCACCACCUCUGCCUCUGCUGUCACAGCAGCUGCAGCCAAAGAUAACGGUGAAGCUGGAGGUGAGGACAGGGAGAGCAGCACGGGUGAAGGUGAGGAUGGAGAGAGGGGAGGAGAGGAUAAGGAUGAAGAGGAGGAGGAAGAAGAAGAGAAGGAUGAGAAGAAGGAGAGGAAAGGACGUGUGAGCAAAGCAGUGAGGAGGGACAACGGCACAGCGGUGAGCGAGCCACCCAGAGACACACCGGACUCCACGGCGAAGGAGAAAAAACAGACUGCACCAGAUCCAACUAAAGUGAGGCCUGGUGUAGAAGACCAGCUGCAGGUGUAUGCCCGCAAUCCACUUGACUCUAACCUCACUACCACCACAGAGGCAUCCAAUGAAACAGCAGCAUUCCCUGCAGCAACACUCAGACCCAGCACAGGGAGGGACAAGAAGCACUGGCCUUUCUCCAUCCACAAUGACCCCAGUGUGGUGACCAAUCUGACGGGCCAGGCGAGGCCUGGGUCUGGGGCAGGGUUGGGCCGUGUGGAGUGGUUGGUACCUUUGGUGGUGGUCUCAGCUCUAACCUUCCUCUGCCUCAUCCUUCUGCUGGCUGUGCUUGUCUACUGGAGACGCUGUUUCCAGACAGCUCAUUUCUACGUGGAGGACAGCAAUUCACCCAGGGUGGUGCCCAAUGAGACGAUCCCCGCCAUCCCCAUCCCAGAUGACAUGGACGCCAUCCCAGUCAAGCACUUCAUCAAACACGUCACUGAGCUCUAUUCAAAUAACCAACAUGGAUUCUCUGAAGACUUUGAGGAAGUACAGCGCUGCACUACCGACAUGAAGAUCACCUCGGAGCACUCCAACCACCCGGACAACAAGCACAAGAACAGAUACAUCAACAUCGUGGCCUACGACCACAGCAGGGUGAAGCUGAGGCUGCUGGCUGGGAAGGACUCCAAACACACCGACUACAUCAACGCCAACUGUGUGGACCGGUUUAUAAUAAACCCUAAAGCCUACAUCGCAACCCAGGGACCUCUCAAGACCACCUUUGAGGACUUCUGGCGGAUGGUGUGGGAGCAAAACACCGGUGUCAUCGUCAUGAUUACCAACCUAGUAGAGAAAGGGCGGAGAAAAUGUGACCAGUACUGGCCGACAGAGAACAGUGAAGAGUACGGCAAUAUGGUAGUCACGCUGAAAAGCACCAAAGUUCACGCCUGCUACACUGUUCGCCGUUUCACACUGCGCAACAGUAAAGUCAAAAAGGGUGGGAAAGCGAACCCUAAGGUGCGGGGCCAGAAUGAACGGACAGUGCUCCAGUAUCAUUACACCCAAUGGCCAGACAUGGGUGUCCCAGAGUACACCCUGCCCGUCCUCACCUUUGUCCGCAGGUCCUCAGCCGCCCAGGAGCCUGAUAUGGGACCCAUGCUCGUUCACUGCAGUGCUGGAGUGGGUCGGACAGGGACGUACAUCGUCAUUGACAGCAUGCUGCAGCAGAUCAAAGACAAGAGCACAGUUAAUGUACUCAGCUUCCUCAAACACAUACGCACCCAGCGCAACUACCUAGUCCAGACGGAGGAGCAGUACAUCUUCAUCCACAAUGCCUUGAUGGAAGCUAUUUUGGGGAAGGAGACAGAAACGGCAGCUAGCCAGCUUCAAAGCUACUUCACCAGCAUCACGACGCCGGGACACGGUGGUCGGACACGUCUGGACAAACAGUUCAAGCUGGUAACACAGUGUAAUGCCAGAUUCAUGGAUUGCUUCAAUGCUCAGAAGGAGUGCAACAAAGAGAAAAAUCGAAAUUCCUCUGUGGUGCCAUCGGAGCGAGCGAGGGUUGGCCUAGCACCUCUGCCCGGGAUCAAAGGCACCGAUUACAUUAACGCCUCUUACAUCAUGGGUUACUACCGGAGUAAUGAAUUCAUAAUUACCCAGCAUCCUCUGCCUCACACCAUAAAAGACUUUUGGAGAAUGAUCUGGGACCACAAUGCACAAAUUAUUGUUAUGUUGCCUGCCAACCACGGAUUGGCAGAGGAUGAGUUUGUAUAUUGGCCCAGUCAAGAGGAGGCCAUGAACUGCGAGGUGUUCACUGUCACCCUCAUCAGUAAAGACCGGCUCUGUCUGUCCAACGAGGAGCAGAUCAGCAUCCAUGACUUCAUCCUCGAGGCUACACAGGAUGACUAUGUAUUAGAGGUUCGUCACUUUCAGUGCCCCAAAUGGCCGAACCCUGAUGCACCCAUCAGCAGCACCUUCGAGCUCAUCAAUGUCAUUAAAGAGGAGGCGGCCACCCGCGACGGACCAACCAUCGUCCACGAUGAGUUGGGAGCAGUGUCAGCUGGCAUGUUGUGUGCCCUCACUACCCUGUCUCAGCAGCUGGAGAGCGAGGGUGCUGUUGAUAUCUAUCAAGUGGCCAAGAUGAUCAACCUCAUGAGGCCGGGAGUCUUCACUGACAUUGACCAGUACCAGUACCUCUACAAAGCUCUGCUCAGCCUCGUCAGCACCGAGGAGAACAGCUCUGGACUUCUGGCCCGGGACAUUAACGGGACCGCGGUGUCCAUGUCCAACCAGUGUGCCCAGGCAGAGAGCAUGGAGUCGUUGGUGUGAGAGAGGCCAGUCAGUGGCCCGGAGCUGACCCGAGGCCGUCCUGUGGGUCCAAACACCCUGCGAGGUCCCUGAACCCACAAAGGGGAGGGGGCAACUUUGUAAAACGCGAAGGAACUAUUGUGGGACAAGACUUUUUGAGGCCUUUUUUGCCAGACUCUUGGUUAAAAUGAAUAACCUGAUUACUUUUUUACACUGAUAAAAAGUUUUUGAUAUUUAUUUUUUUUUCGCCAUUUUAUGUCUUAAUGUUCUCCUACUGAAGGGUUUGCACCUGCAUUUUUCAGUUUCACAGCAGCGUCGCUGGGCAACAAGAAACACUUUUCUGUCUCUUUCUUGUUUGCACUAUAUAACGUCAAUGUUACUGCCUAUACUAAAGCUGACUCACUAGGCUUUUCUCUACACAAGCUCUGAUUUUUUUUAGUUUUUGUUUUUUUUCGACAUUCCACGGCUCUGACCAUUAUUAAACCAACUGCUUCUGUGAAGGACGUUGUUCCGCCUGCCUGCCACAGCACCACGUUGUCUCCGGCACAAACUCUCAGCCUCAGUAACAAAACGCUGGUCGACUUCAGCUCAGUAUAACCUCCUCCACCCUGCUCAUCUAUAAUACUCAUAUUACCACUCAUCUAUCACAAGAGCCAAGAUCUUUGAACCUCUUGCCACAGACAAGUAGCACUUGUUUUCUAAAAGUAAUUUCCUCUCCA
This is a messenger RNA of Seriola dumerili (greater amberjack), 4790 nucleotides long. Its product is annotated as receptor-type tyrosine-protein phosphatase gamma-like. The transcript is spliced from 28 exons. Gene Ontology annotation, molecular function: protein binding; protein tyrosine phosphatase activity. Gene Ontology annotation, biological process: protein dephosphorylation. The coding region runs from base 1 to 4092 and encodes 1363 amino acids. The record is from RefSeq and is a predicted model, not a curated record. NCBI's taxonomy places the organism in Eukaryota, Metazoa, Chordata, Actinopteri, Carangiformes, Carangidae.